Biomphalaria glabrata is the source of this 3198-nucleotide messenger RNA. Its product is annotated as retinol dehydrogenase 7-like. The transcript is spliced from 8 exons. The record is from RefSeq and is a predicted model, not a curated record. NCBI's taxonomy places the organism in Eukaryota, Metazoa, Mollusca, Gastropoda, Planorbidae. Bases 177 to 1277 code for a protein of 366 amino acids.
GUUCACAGUUGGGUUAAAAUAUGUGACAGAUCCAGUUAUUAGAUGAUUAAUAAAUACUAAUAUAGGACAGAAAAAAAAGAAGCAAAAUCUAAAACAUUUAACAUACAAUCAACAAUACUUCUCUUCAGAUAUCUGGGAUUGAACACACACAAAAAAAAGUAGCAAACAACAAGACAAUGGACGUUGUCAGAAACUUUCAAAGCAUGAGCGCUAAACAGUUCAUGGGCGUGCAGUUGUUUGAACUCGUGUAUCUACUGACUUUGGCAUUUCUGCCCUUUGUUUUAGCCAUACCAGUAGUUACAUAUGUAGUGUUAACCCUUGCCUCCACUGUCUUGUUCAUCGCCUUCCUUAGGAAAUGUCUUUAUCGACGUGUCAGAGCUGAAGGGAAAGUGGUUUUUAUAACUGGAUGCGACUCAGGUUUAGGAAACGCUUGUGCACACAGACUUGAUUCUCUGGGUUUCACAGUAGUGGCAGCCUGCUAUGAUGAAAAAAGUGAUGGCGCCCGUAGGCUGAGAGAAGAUUGUUCCUCGCGUCUUUACGUCGAAACAUUAGACAUAGCCAACGAAAACAGUGUGAUGAAGUGUGUGUCAAAGGUUAAAUCUCUCUGUGGCAGCAAAGGAUUAUGGGCCUUGAUAAAUAAUGCUGGAACAGUAAAAUUUGGAGAUGUCGAGUUGACCCCAUUAGAAUCCUAUCGUGAAGUUAUGGAUGUCAACAUUUUGGGCACAAUCCAAGUUACUCAAGCAUGCUUGCCAUUGAUUCGAACAUCAAAGGGUCGCAUUAUCACAUUAACUGGCAUACAGGGACUGAUGGCAACACCAGGUUUCUCUGCAUUUUCAAUAUCUAAAUUUGGAUUGGAAGCUUUCAAUGAAUCUUUGCGUUUCGAAAUGAAACAAUUUAAAGUAAAAGUUAUUACUGUCAGACCAGGUAACUUUUCUGGAGCAACAGCAAUGCUCAAUAAAGCUGGGUUAGAGAAAAUUAAAAAGUCUCUUGAUGAAGUAAAAACUAAAGCCAGUCUUGAGGUGAGAACUGCUUAUGGAGACAGCUAUACUGAUCAACAGUAUACACAGUUAACACAUCUCUCGAAAUCAAGUGCCAACAACUGCAGUAAUGUGAUAGACACUUUAGAGAGUGCAGUCAGCAGUACUAAUCCUUCUCCAUCCUAUUUAGUUGAUGGUGGGAACCAGCUGCUAGACUUAGGAAAUGUGCUAAUUCGUCUACGACCAUAUUUACCCACAAACUUGUAUGAAGGCUUGAUACAAAAAUAUUUUGGAUGUUAAGCAUACAUUUUAUCAUAACUAAUUUAUUUGUAGUGUAUAAACCAGUGACACAAUUUUCUAGUGAACAUAUCUUCAUUGAUUCAUAUUCUUAAUGUAAUAAUAAUAUAUGUGCAGUGUAUUCAUUGUGUUUUGUACAUUUUCAAGAGUAAAAUGGACCUUUAUUUUUGUAAUAUAUAAAGACAUACUUUACACAAAAUCAGAGCAACAAAAUGGAAAUGUGUAUCUUCAUGAAUAAAUUAUGUUUAAAAAGUUUCUUCAUUUCUAUUCUCUUGGGGUGUAUGUGUGUAUGUGCUAGCUUAUCAAAUUGGAUUAUUUAGCUCAUAAAUUGUAUAUCUACAACAAUACUAUGAAAGUUACAUUGCAGAGUGAGUGCCAUGUCCCAAUAGCUUGAUACAGUAGUGUACAGUACAUAAUCUACAGUGAGUUAGGGGAUGUAAUUUAUAUACACACAUUUAUUUAUUUAUCAUAUUAUUAAUCUAACUUGCUCAGCUUAUUUAGGCUAUACCAGAUCAUUUUUUUUUCUACGUAUUACUGUAUGGCUCCUCAUUUAGGGCAUAAGGUCCUCUGAAGGUCUUUUGAUGAGAUAAAUCUGUAUGAAGGCACUCUAUAGAAAAACCUUUAGGCCUAUAGCAAUGGAAAUCAACAUAAUGAAGAAAAAGAGAUGGGGCCGACUCACUCGAGGAGAAAUCAGAUAAGGCAACCUGGACUGCAGUCAAUAUGUUGUACAGGGCUGGCCUUAGAAAAUUGGAGGCCCCGGGUGAAGUGAAUUUGGUGGACCCAAAUGAAAUUUAAAAAAUAAAAUUAAGCAAUUUAUUUCAAGCCUAUAGUAAUCCAACAAUAACACAGGGCACCAGUUUCGCUAGUUCGUCUAAACAAAAGACAAAUGUAAGUCUUCUGUGAGGCCUCCACCAAUCAGAGUUUGCUUAUAUGCCUAAGGCCAGUCCUGCAUGGUUUGUACCACAAAAUAGUUCCUUUUCACCCAUAUACGUGGUCCCGCGAAAAUUGUCUCAAAUGUUAAGUGCUAAAUACUAAUAAAAUAAGGGGGAUAAUUACAAUUUCCACAUUAAUUCUGUUUCCAUUUAAAUAUGAUAAAAUUUAUGCUGUAGAGUUACGGAGAAUGCAUUUCUGCAGCUUGGAAUGCAGUAAAUCGAUUGACAACUCUCACUAGACCAGGCUAACGGAGACAUGUUCACAUUUUUUUCCAUGGGAAGGUGGGGGGGCAUAAAAAAUAAAAGUUUUACAAAUACUGCCAUGCUUUAUGCAUAAAUCAGCCUACUAGUCACAAUCAGAUCCAGUUGUGAAGAGAGUGGAUGCGUUGCAUUAUAUUACAAAGUGUUAAAAUUGCCAAUUAAGACAUAUCAAGUUUUUUCUUAUAAAUUAUGUUUAAAAAAAUCAAAGGACUGAAAACCUUCUCUCGUGUAAUUUAGAUCACAAAGACCACGUGACGUUGAAUUUCCACUCUUUUGCUGAAAAGUUAAUCAGAUGUGUCGGGGUUUCUAUCCAUCCAUCCAUCCCUAUGGCGCUAUAGCCCAUGGAGGGUUCUGGCCUGCUUUAGCUCAUCUCUCCAUUUUGAUCUAUCCUAAUGCGUGCUUUACGUCUCCAUGCACGGACUUUUAGCUGUUGUAGAUCUGCCUCUACGUCAUCAAGCAACCAUAUUCGUGGUCUGCCUUUGAAACGCAUGCCUUUUGUUUUUUUGUCUUCGUUCCUCUGUUCUCUAGCAGAUUUUCUGUGGUUAUUGUCAGCCUCCAGGUUUCGCUUGCAUAUGUGACUACACUACACUGACUACAGUUCUGAUAAUCGUUUUGUCUUUUACAAAUUAUUACUUUUACAAAUUUAAUUACACGACUUAUCCAAACUAAUUGACACAACUACACUAUAACUACGCUUAAUAUAAGCUUUGUUUUAAAUGUUUUUAUAUUUU